This is a messenger RNA of Cotesia congregata, 630 nucleotides long. The record is from the annotation of a GenBank genome assembly. Lineage: Eukaryota; Metazoa; Arthropoda; Insecta; Hymenoptera; Braconidae.
AUGUCAAUCAGGAAACCACAACAUCUGACUCAUAGUAGAGCAGCAGUAACCGGUGAUGACCUGAAAGAUUGGUUUGAUGAACAAGCUAAGUAUUUAACUGAAAAAAAAUUAAUGGAGAUUCCUUGUACGAGAAUUUUCAACUGUGACGAGACUUAUGUAAGUUUAUGCCCUCCAUCUGAAAAAGUAUUGUUAGCUAAAGGAUCCCGUUCUGCAUAUAAGGUGGUUGAUUCUGAUAAAGAAGGAUUUACUGUACUGUUUAUGUAUAGUGCUAAUGGUGAUCUGAAAAAAGAAGAUUUUCCAUUAGUUCUAAAGUUUGCAUUGGAUGCUACGGCACAAGAAAAAAAUGCUGUUAUCAGUGGAUUUAAAGCUGCGGGCUUGUAUCUUUUCGAUCCUUCUGCCGUUGACUAUGAUGUAUUUGAUAAAAGAAAGAAAUCUAAAAUAACAGUAACUAAAGAAAAUGUACAAGAUGAAGUAACAGAAGAUAAGGAAAAACAUCUAUUAACCUUCGAAUCCAAUUUAUCAAAGGAUAUUCUGGAAGAAUUUAAUACUGCUUGGUUAAAUCAGACAUUGCCCAAGGAUCUAGAAAUUAGAGGCUUGUAUAAAUACUGGCUUGAUGUCAGUGGAAAAUAU